This is a messenger RNA of Lodderomyces jiufengensis, 759 nucleotides long. It is a transcript of the gene DDR48, whose product is annotated as DNA damage-responsive protein 48. NCBI's taxonomy places the organism in Eukaryota, Fungi, Ascomycota, Pichiomycetes, Serinales, Debaryomycetaceae. The transcript has a single exon. Bases 1 to 759 code for a protein of 252 amino acids. The record is from RefSeq and is a predicted model, not a curated record.
AUGGUUUUCGGAUUUGGUAAAGACGACGAUAAAGAUUCUUCAAGAAGAAGUGGAAACAAUAAUGAUGAUUCAUAUGGAUCAUCAAAUUAUGAUGAUUCAACCACUCAAAGAAGAAACAAAGAUAAUGAUAAUUCAUAUGGUUCUUCAUCACUGAAUACUUAUGGUGAUUCAAAUUAUGGUUCAAGUAAUACUAAUGAUGAUAAUUAUGGUGGUUCUUCUAAUAAAAAAGGAGAUUCUUAUGGUUCAUCAUCUUAUGGUCAAGAUAAUGAUGAUUCAUAUGGUUCAUCAAAUAAAAAAUCUUCAUAUGGUGAUUCAAAUGAUGAUUCUUAUGGUUCAUCAAAUAGAAAAAGUGGUAAUGACAAUUAUGGUUCGUCAUCAUCAAAUACUUAUGGUGAUUCAAAUGAUGAUUCUUAUGGUUCAUCAAAUAGAAGAGGUGGUAAUGACAAUUAUGGUUCAUCAACAUCAAAUACUUAUGGUGAUUCAAAUGAUGAUUCUUAUGGUUCAUCAAAUAGAAGAGGUGGUAAUGAUAAUUAUGGUUCAUCAACAUCAAAUACUUAUGGUCAAGAUAAUGAUGAUUCUUAUGGUUCAUCAAAUAAAAAAUCAUCUUAUGGAAAUGAUAAUGAUGAUUCUUAUGGUUCAAAUUCUUCAAAUAGAAGAGGUGGUAAUGAUUCAUAUGGAUCUUCAUCUUAUGGCCAAGAUGAUAAUGAUGAUUCUUAUGAAUCUUCAAAUAGAAGAGGUAACGAUUCUUCAGAUUAUUAA